UCCGCGCUCGCGAUGUGCGACGCGAGAACUCGUAAACCAGCACCUGCCAUACAAAAGAAGCUCGCCAUCUAUGAAAACGCGCUGGCAGUGGGCACGGUAAACGAGUGCGGCGUGGGCGCUGGUCCCACGCUGGUCCCCGAGUUCGGGCUGACAGCCGUGGCGAUGGUACAAGAGGGCGAGGGCGCGGGCGACGGUCUCAUCGCCCCGCGCCGCUUGGCCAACCCCUGUAUCGAGAACCCGCUGCGCAUGGACCUGCAUAGAGAACUUAUGUUCAAUCAAAAAGUAGGCAAAAAUGUUCUCAAUCAAAAGAGCGAGCUUCAAAAGGCUCUUUCAAAGCACAAAGAGAAGCAGCUCAUCAACCAAAUAAAGGAGCACAGAGAAACGCCAGAACUAGAAAGGGCGAUCGCAGAGCGGGCUAGGCGGCUCGAGCAGGCGGAACAAAAUACGGAAGAAAUCGAAUCCGGCACAAACCCUACCCUACAAGAAGUGCGAGCGCGCUUACGACACGCGGCGCCGACAUCUCCCGCAGCCUCCGCUCACUAAAAUCAUACAGUUUUUUUUUUUUUUUUUUUUAAUAUUUAGUCUGUCUUGACAUGAAUCGUAGCGUAAGAUCACAUAAGCGACACGUCGUUCCAAUUUAAAGUUGAUAUACUUACCGUCAUUGAUGUUAUAGGUAAAGAGGUGGAUAGGUAAGUUGUAUUCUAAAGUGUGCUAAAGAGAUCUAUAGAGUGUAGUUGGCUUUGCUCAGACUUAAGAAACAGUUAAAACGAAACAAAGUUUUGUGUCUGACAUAAACCCGUCUCGUUAAAACAAUAACUUUGACUGGGCGAAGUCAAAGUACUCUAAGCCCGAAUCUCUAUGGCAACAAAAUCUAACAUUAUAUGAAUGAAAUUAAAUUCUGACACCUUUAAGUUAGCCUGAUUGAACUGAAGUUCAACUAAACGGACCGGUCGGACCAACUCCGUGCUGGUCUAGAACGUAUGGAACUGACCUUAGUCUUGCUUGGCAAUUGACAAUGAUCGAUAAGUUUCGAAAAAAGCCCAUUAAUUAAUGCGCAUUAAGCUCACUGCAUGCGUACCUUUGCACGAUGAUUGAUGAAGUUACAAAAUUGAUUAUUAAUUAUUUUGAGGAGACCAGUUCCUGGUCAUUUAAUAGGCUAAAAAUUAUUAACAUUUCGUUUUAUUUGCCUAAAUCAUUGCUCGACGUCAAUGUAGCUUACAGUU
Messenger RNA from Pararge aegeria (speckled wood butterfly), 1223 nucleotides. RefSeq names its product protein FAM107B. The transcript is spliced from 4 exons. The coding region runs from base 13 to 543 and encodes 176 amino acids. NCBI's taxonomy places the organism in Eukaryota, Metazoa, Arthropoda, Insecta, Lepidoptera, Nymphalidae. The record is from RefSeq and is a predicted model, not a curated record.